CUUCCUGGGGCCGCCCGUGAGGAUGUGGUGCGCGCACCCGGGCGCCCCUCUGCCCGGGAGUUGUGGCGACGGCGGCUGCGGUGGGGGACCUCGUAGCUGCGCUGCCUAAGCGGCCGCGGUCAACACCCAACCGGCCUCGGUCCCCCAGGUGCGGCCAGGCAGCGUCCGCGGCAGACUUUACCAUGUGGGCAUCCUGCUGCAACUGGUUCUGCUUGGAUGGACAGCCUGAAGAGGCCCCACCACCACAGGGAGCCAGGGCCCAAGCCUAUUCCAACCCUGGAUACAGCUCCUUCCCCUCCCCCACGGGCUCGGAACCAAGCUGCAAAUCCUGUGGGGUCCACUUCGCAAGCACAACCCGAAAGCAGCAGACCUGCUUGGACUGUAAGAAAAAUUUCUGCCUGACUUGUUCAAGCCAGGAGGGGAAUGGGCCACGCCUCUGCCUCCUCUGCCUACGGUUCCGAGCCACGGCCUUUCAGCGGGAGGAACUCAUGAAGAUGAAGGUGAAGGACCUGAGGGACUAUCUCAGCCUCCAUGACAUCUCUACUGAAAUGUGCCGGGAGAAAGAAGAGCUGGUGUUUUUGGUGCUUGGCCAGCAGCCUGUGAUCUCUGAGGCGAACAGGACUCAUGCUCCCACGCUGACCCAGGACUUCCCUGAGCAGCAGGCCUUCCUGACCCAGCCUCACGCCAGCACAGUGCCUCCUACCUCACCUGGCCUCCCUUCUUCGCCUGCACAAGCCACCUCUGUUCCCCUAGCUCCAGCUCAGGAAAACCAGGCCACUGGCCAUGUGUCUCAGGACCACGAGGAGCCCAUCUUCCUGGAGAGCACAGCCAGAGUACCUACCGAGGAUGAGACCCAGUCCAUUGGCUCAGAGGACAGCUUCGUCCCAGGCCGGAGGGCCUCACUGUCUGACCUGACCCACCUGGAGGAUAUUGAAAGCCUGACAGUGCGACAGCUGAAGGAGAUUCUGGCUCGCAACUUUGUCAACUAUAAGGGCUGCUGUGAGAAGUGGGAACUGAUGGAGAGGGUAACUCGACUGUACAAGGAUCAGAAAGGACUCCAGCACCUGGUGUCUGGUGAUGACGACCAAAACGGGGGAGCAGUGCCUUCUAGCCUGGAGGAGAACCUGUGUAAGAUUUGCAUGGACUCACCCAUUGACUGCGUUCUGUUGGAGUGUGGCCACAUGGUGACCUGUACCAAGUGUGGCAAACGCAUGAACGAAUGUCCUAUCUGCCGGCAGUACGUCAUCCGAGCAGUGCACGUCUUCCGGUCCUGAGGGCUAUCAUUGGUUUCUUCAGUGCCUUAUGGGACAUAGCCCACAGUGUCUGGGCUCAGGGUUGGUCCGAUGCACAAAGGCAGUUUAUUGAGAAACUGGCAGUGUUCUUAAGACCAAGACAAGCAGAGGUGCCUGGCAUACCUGUCUUGCCAUGGAGUGUACCUCUUAGGUGGCAGAGCCCAAAGCCAGUAGGAACUGAUUCAGAUCACAUGGGUGAAUGCCUGCUUCUCUGAUCAUUGUGUGGUGAUGGUAAUCAAUGAAGAGGACUUUCCAGAACUUGGACCAUGUCUUCCUCCCUUCCCGAGAACCUAAGACACAUUUCACACAUCCCAUACACCACUCCUCCUGCCUCAUCAAUCACAAGUACUGCUGGAAAUGGUUCCUUUCCCCACCCAGCACAUCUGGAUUUAAAUUUCUGAUUUCUGUGUUUUAAGUCCACUACAUUGCCUAAAAUCCAUUUGUUUCUAUGGACCAAAAAAUACAUUAACCAGACCAAUAGUAUUUCCUAGGUCAGAAUUUGGAUCAGAGUGAUUUCUGGUGAGAAAUUAAGCCUAAAUACUAUAGAAAAGUUUCUAGGUUGAGUCACUUGUAUUAGUGUUGGGGUUGGAAAUGAUCAGUCCCCUGACCUGGCUGACCCCAAACUGCUGGGAAAUCCCUAAGAGCUGGUGGUGUGUGGGUCAUCUCUGCUGCUUCUCUUUGGGUUUGACUGCACCAUCUUUAACCUUGGCUUGCGAGGAAAAAGAAAUAGAGGCCAUGGGUGUUUGCUUUGGCUUCUAAUCCUCACUUCAGCCGGUGGAAACCAUUCUAAUAGUUUCCUCUUCUUUGGUUUUACAUUUGCUUAUGAAAGCCUAGGAACUUAGGCCAAGAACCCUGCUCUUCUUUCACCUCACUGCUCAUGAAGUUCCUGGGGAGCAGACACACAGGACAGUGUAUGAGGCACUGGAAGGUGCUGAAUUAGGCUGGACUAUGCCCAUGGUUGCUUCUCAGCCUUUUGGGCAGGUCAGCACAAAGCAUUCUCUAAAUCAUGAUUUGAGCCUCAAGGGGUCUUUACAUCACUGACAUAGCUUGAAAGGUUUGAGUGGUGUUUGCUGGAACAGCUCAACAGGCACAGAAGGAGCUAUGUGUUCCUAUGGAGGAUGUACCCGCUACACCCUCCUGGAUAAAACCACUACCCUUCACUAUGCAGCUAAGUGAGACUGGAAGAACCAGUCAUGACCCUGGAAAGCAGAGGGGCACCUCUAAGGGGGCUAUUAGAAAUACUUAUGCUUUCUUUCCAUCAUUAACCUCUAAAUUCUUUCAGGGGAUCAAAUAGUUCCAUGAAGUAGUUGUCGGAGGCAGCCACUUUACCUCUGCAUUCUAAGUCCAGAUGGCCAGAUUUCAGGUCAAAGCCUUUGUAGGUGUCAGGAAUCAAGAGACUCCUCCACAAAUAUUCCUGUUCCCUCCCUAGUAAGUACUGUAGUUUCCAGUGUCUUCAGUUUAGCAUAGCCCACUGAUUUUGCUGCUCCUGAAUGCACUGUUAAACAGGUCUGAUUAUGCAGCUCAGUAAGACCUAACAAUCCUUCAGAGCUGGCUCCCUGUCUUACAACUGCUCUCCCUUCUGAGGCCUUACCUCCCUACCUCCUAGACAGCAACAGAAAUAAUAUACUGAUGGCCUGUUAGCAACCUGAGUAACAGAGCUGAGGUUACUUGUUUUGAAGAAAGAACUUAUUUUUAAAUCUUUUAUCUUUUGGGAAAAAAUCCAGAUGUCAAACAACUUUAUUGUUACACCAGAUGAAAGUUGGAAUUCUAAGUUAAUAUUCCAGUUAAUAUUCACCCCAGGUAGAAAACCUGAUUUUUUGUUUUGUUUUGUUUUAAGUGCUUGAGCCCCUUUCUGUUCAUCACAGAUCCUUGGUCUUAAUUAACAUGGAAACACUUAAUCCAACUAUUCUGUGGACUUCGCUGUGAUUGCACCAAUUUUUCAAUUGAGACUUAGUUUUAAAAGACAGACAGCUGA
Messenger RNA from Chionomys nivalis (European snow vole), 3267 nucleotides. RefSeq names its product ring finger and FYVE like domain containing E3 ubiquitin protein ligase (gene Rffl). The record is from RefSeq and is a predicted model, not a curated record. Bases 183 to 1274 code for a protein of 363 amino acids. The transcript has 7 exons. Gene Ontology annotation, molecular function: ubiquitin protein ligase activity. Gene Ontology annotation, cellular component: plasma membrane; cytoplasm. NCBI's taxonomy places the organism in Eukaryota, Metazoa, Chordata, Mammalia, Rodentia, Cricetidae. Gene Ontology annotation, biological process: negative regulation of extrinsic apoptotic signaling pathway via death domain receptors; proteasome-mediated ubiquitin-dependent protein catabolic process; protein K48-linked ubiquitination.